Messenger RNA from Drosophila innubila, 3105 nucleotides. RefSeq lists its product as uncharacterized. The record is from RefSeq and is a predicted model, not a curated record. Gene Ontology annotation, cellular component: transcription regulator complex; nucleus. Gene Ontology annotation, biological process: regulation of transcription by RNA polymerase II. The transcript is spliced from 5 exons. Bases 1 to 3009 code for a protein of 1002 amino acids. NCBI's taxonomy places the organism in Eukaryota, Metazoa, Arthropoda, Insecta, Diptera, Drosophilidae.
AUGCCGGGAAGUCUGAAAACGGAGAGUGAUGAUAAUAAUGUUUCCCAAGCAAAAGUGAGAAAGCCGCCGCUGCAACGAGAGAAUCCAAUGGAGGCGACACCGCCUGUCAAUGAUAAUGAUGUGGUAAUUGUGGCAACACCACCAGCUGUUAUCAUUGACCUCACUGCGGAAACUGAUGAUCAAUUAAGGAUUUCUCUGAAACAGCAGCGUCUCAUCGAUGCUGUCCAGAGAUAUCCACAGCUCUACGAUACACAGCAUCCGAAAUAUUGGAACUAUCAAUAUCGUGGCAUGGCUUGGAGGGACAUCUCCGACAAGUUAAAUGAAGAGGCAACAAAGCUAAUGCAGAUCUGGUUGCAACUCCAAACGCGCUACGAAUGGGAGCUCACUUAUAAAAAGGAUGUCAACUCACAGUUGAAGAACCAACUCAAAUUCCUGGAACCUCAUAUGUCCACAACAUAUUUGAGUGUGUGCAAGAUGUCAUUGUAUCUACGGGAUGCCUGGUUCGAUCCUAUUGCGCAAUACCGCAGUGUUUUGAAUCUGAUCAAUGUGCUCAAAGCGUGUCCCGAGUUGAUGUACUAUAUAGUGGGUGACUAUCGGCGUUGUAAUUAUAAGCAUGCGUUUUGGCAACGUGUCUCGGCUAAGACAGGUGAGAGUCAUCAAUGUUGCGAGGUCACGUGGCUGCUGUUGCGCACUUUGUAUAAGGAACUGGCCGAGAUGCGUAAAGCUGGCUAUCAGCUGCGGGACGAAUGGUACUUUGAGAAUAUCAUGGGAUCGCUUUACAAGAUAGUCGCCGCCUACGCUGUACGACGUGGUCAAAAGCGUCCAAAUCCCUCGAAUCAAGACAAUUCCUGCCCAACUCCACCGAAAUUAAAGUCACCUAACGCUGAGCUUACAGCGAUUAGUUAUCCACGUACAACUCCACCACAACCGGUGCCGAAAUUGCCCCUUGCCAUUGUCUAUCCGCUGGCAACGAAGUCCUCGACCUCCACCUCCACCUCCACGACAAGCACAUCGACUGCCAGCAACAACACUAACCGCGUAAUUGUCACCACCAGCGGUAACAGCUCAGUCUUUUCGCUGCCCCGCAUUACGGCAAUUAGUGACAGCGUCACUAGUGACAGCGUCACCAGUGACAGCGUCACUAGUGACAGCGUCACCAGUGACAGCGUCACUAGUAACAGUGUCACCAGUGACAGCGUUAAGCCCAAGGAUCCGCCACCGACAAUUAAAAUUGAGUUUUUUGACUGUCCCGUAAAUGGACGCAUGUUGUAUGCAAUUGGCAAUGGGCGGGCGGCAAACUUAAAUAUGCCCAAAUUAGCGGUAUUUAUACGGGAGGUAAUGGCUAUACCACAGCUACACAGCAAGGAUUCAGAAUUGGACAGCAAAAUCGAUGAUCUUUGGCUGAAAGUGUCCAAAAAGUUCCGGCUUCAAGAUGUGGUUUGUCGGGCCAUUUGGACAUUUCUGGCGAAUAACUUUAAACUGUUUCCACAAAUUGCACCAAUGGCGAAGUUAAUGCGGCCUUUUAAGACCAAGCUCAUGGUCUGGGAGAAGUCGCAUCGUCUGUUUGGCAAAUUUGAUGAGAUUGCACGCAAACAUAAUUGGAUGGUUCAUAAGAUGAAGCUGCCAGCGUUGAUGCAACUCUUUGAGAAGUACGAACAUCUUUAUGCGGAUUUACGUAAACCAAGACCAGGGGAAUCGACGUCACUGCCAUUGCGUCAGUAUACGAAGGAAGAACAACAGGAGGUGUGGCGUGUGGCACGUGAACGCUUUCCAUUUAUGAAUCAUAGAGAUGUUUGGGCCAUGUUUAAGUUUGCGUUUGAAACUUUCAUGAAGGACUUGGAGCGUGGCAUUGAGAAUCCCUGGCCAAAAAACUGGUGGCAUGCGCUGAAGCAGUUGAGAUUUCUGAUUAAUGUCCGUUAUCAUCCAUUAGAGCCGUAUUAUUAUAUAGUGCACAACAAGUUCAUGGAGGAGGUUAAACGUUGCAGCAUUAAGGAUACAUUUGGGUGUCCAACAAAUGUCCAUUUGCAAAUGCCCUGGGAGACGGAGGAGGCUAAACAUUUGUUUGUCGGCGAGUUGAGUCAAUACGAUAAGAAAGUGGACAGCGUAGCGGCGGAUGUGACGGAAACACAGCAGGACAAGGAGGAGCAAAAGAGUGAUCAGGACCAGGAUAUUGUGGUAGAGUUGGUAGAUCAAAAGCAACAGCAAACACAGCCUAUGGAUUCGGAAUUUAUGCCGGUUGCCGAACCAGCCCAGAGUUUUAAAAGCGAUCCUCGUCAUCCGCUGCCCAAUGAGUGGACACGACCAAAGAAUGAUCAGGACCAGGGUAUAGUAAUGGAGGUGGUAGAUCGAAGGCAACAAAAAACACAGCCUAUGGAUACGGAUUUCAUGCCGGUUGCCGAACCAUCCAAGAGUUUUAAGAGCGAUCCUCGUCCUCCGCUGCCCAAUGUGGAUGCCUAUGAGUUGACACGACUGCUCUGCAAUGAGCCCAGGACCCAUGACAAUAUGUUCAAUGUAGAGAAGCGCUUAGCUUGGCUACGUAUUUCCAAGAAACUCAAAACGACAGUAACCGAUUGCCGUUUAAGUCUUCAAUAUGCAUUGAGGGAACAGCGUAUGUGGAAGAUCAGGGAUCCGAGUGGUCAUUGCUCGCUCUCGGCAAAAUAUUUUGGCCCCAUGACCGACUUAUACAAUAAAGUGAUGGAAACAUAUCCCGGCCCGACAGAGUCCGAAGUCAAGGAUGCAUUGUGUCCGACACGUUAUAUACCAGACAUCAAUAUGUUUACCUGUAAGCCCAGUUUGGUAGUCAAGAAUUGGUCCUAUGCUGUCGGAACCAUUCCAUUACAUAGUCAAGCUCUAUUAUGCAGACGUUUGCAUUCCAUAUUUGCCAAGUAUGCAAAGUUGGCGAAGGGGGAGGAUUGCCCAUCUCAAGUGGAAAGCAAUUGCAACAAUGAUGACAUCUUGUCAAUUAGCGAUGUGACAAGCAGCGACAACAUUGAGGAGGAAGAUUCGUAGUUUAAAUACUUUCAAGAGAAUUAUUUCUAUUUUAAAUUACAUAUUCCCACAUUGCAACAACAGCAGAAACACUUACUUGAAACGAUAAAAACUACA